CUUGGCUGUAGGGAGACAGUGGCUUUCCUGUGUUUUGAGUCAGCGAGGUGGCAGGGCAGCCUGAGUGAGGGCGCUUGUUUGAAACAUGCCGUCUCCUAUCCCAGAGGAACCACUGCUGCUGGCUGAACUGAAGCCCGGACGCCCCCACCAGUUUGAUUGGAAGUCAAGCUGUGAAACCUGGAGCGUGGCCUUCUCCCCAGAUGGCGCCUGGUUUGCUUGGUCUCAAGGACACUGCAUUGUCAAGCUGAUCCCCUGGCCGUUGGAGGAACAGUUCAUUCCUAAAGAGUUUGAAGCCAAAAGCCGAAGCAGCAAAAAUGAUCCAAAAGGACGAGGCAGCCCCAAGGAGAAGACGCUGGACUGUGGGCAGAUUGUCUGGGGCUUGGCCUUCAGCCCGUGGCCUUCUCCGCCCAGCAGGAAGCUCUGGGCACGCCACCAUCCCCAGGUGCCAGAUGUCUCUUGCCUGAUCCUCGCUACGGGACUCAAUGAUGGACAAAUCAAGAUUUGGGAGGUACAGACAGGGCUCCUGCUUUUGAAUCUUUCCGGCCACCAAGAUGUUGUCAGAGACCUGAGCUUCACACCCAGUGGCAGUUUGAUUUUGGUCUCUGCGUCUCGGGAUAAGACUCUUCGCAUCUGGGACCUGAAUAAACAUGGUAAACAGAUUCAGGUGUUAUCGGGCCAUCUUCAGUGGGUGUACUGCUGCUCCAUCUCCCCAGACUGCAGCAUGCUGUGCUCUGCAGCUGGAGAGAAGUCAGUCUUUCUAUGGAGCAUGCGGUCCUACACAUUAAUCCGGAAGCUAGAGGGCCACCAAAGCAGUGUUGUCUCUUGUGAUUUCUCUCCGGACUCUGCCUUGCUUGUCACGGCUUCUUACGAUACCGACGUGAUCAUGUGGGACCCCUACACUGGCGAGAGGCUGAGGUCACUCCACCACACCCAGCUUGACCCCCCCAUGGACGACAGCGAUGUCCACAUUAGCUCCCUGAGAUCUGUGUGCUUCUCUCCGGAAGGCUUGUACCUUGCCACCGUGGCGGAUGACAGACUCCUCAGGAUCUGGGCCCUGGAACUGAAAACUCCAAUCGCAUUUGCUCCUAUGACCAAUGGUCUUUGCUGCACAUUUUUUCCACAUGGUGGAGUUAUUGCCACAGGGACGAGGGAUGGUCAUGUCCAGUUCUGGACAGCUCCUAGGGUCCUAUCAUCACUGAAGCACUUAUGCCGGAAAGCCCUUCGAAGUUUUCUAACAACCUACCAAGUGCUAGCACUGCCAAUCCCCAAGAAAAUGAAAGAGUUCCUCACGUACAGGACUUUUUAAGCAAUGCUACAGUCUUGUUUUCUUUGUAGCAGGAGAAACCUCCCUGGCAAAGAAGUAGCUGGGAUAAUGGGCCAAACAUCUUGGUCUUCGAUUGAAAUAUGAAUAGAAUUUCUCUUUGAGACUGUGAAUAGAAUGUAGCAAAAUCAGAUUCCAGUGGACAAGUCAUGAUCUUCUCCCUCCUGACAUGGGCAAGUCAGUCAGAGAGGAGGGGGUUCCACUUCUGUGGCCACAGAGCCUUACCUUAAAUCUUCAGUCCACGUAUACACAAUUUUGAAUUCUUUCUGGUAGUUUUGAUUCAAAGUGCAGUUACUGAUGUUUCGAUGAGUAACUAGGCCUUGAGCCUUUCUGGAGUGGCAGGCGGGUUUCAACUCCCCCCUGCUGGGAAGUGUGACCUCUGCCUAGUACUGAUCAUGUUGUGUUUCAGAUACAGUGGUGGGUGGCGUUGUUUCAAGUGCUCUCCUGUUGUGUCAGAGUUGCUUUGAUGUUGGCAAGUCUUUCCUUCCCCUAGCCCCCCUCUGACCAGCAGGACCAAGUUUUCAUGGAGCUGUCUCUGGGAGGAGGUAUUAACUUAGCUUAACUCAUCACAGGUGACUCAGAGGCUGUGCUCCUGACUGAUAGACACUAUAUAAUUGGCUUUUUUUUUUUUUAAACAAUGGUGUGCAUGUGAAGAUGACAAAUUCCUCUGUCAGGUUACACAAGGAUUUAUUCCUAAAUUGCAUGACUGUUCAAAUGGCUGAGUUAUCAGUUGUUUGCCAUCAUUAGCAUAUUUAUUUGUGUUUUCUCAACAGAUAAUAAGGUACAACUGUGUUUUUCUUGAUACUAGGUUAAAAACCAUAGUGCUUCAGUGGAACAGUUGUGAAGGUGUCUCCUUAAUUGUUAAGCAUUGGUGUUGUCAUCACUUCAGCCCAUAUCCUAUGUACGAGGUCUGAGUUUGCUGCUUCACCUCAUUGGACUAAUGAGCCAGUUUUAGCUCUACCCCUCAACAAAUAUAGCUCCUGAAACGUACUUAACUGUUCUUCUUCAGUGGUGUGUAUUUCUCUAAUCAAGACACCUCAAACAAAAUCUGCCUUUGGAAAGUUUAAUAUAUUUUAAAUUAUUUGAAAAGAAAUGCAACAUCUUAUGCUUCGCCUUUCCUAAUAGGUGCUUUGUGGAGGCCAAUGUAACAUAAAGCGUGUUGAAAAAGUA
Molecule: messenger RNA, 2491 nt
Organism: Hipposideros armiger (great roundleaf bat)
Lineage: Eukaryota; Metazoa; Chordata; Mammalia; Chiroptera; Hipposideridae
Gene: WSB2
Product: WD repeat and SOCS box containing 2
Exons: 8
Coding region: 86-1306 (406 amino acids)
Biological process (GO): protein polyubiquitination; intracellular signal transduction
Molecular function (GO): protein binding
Source: RefSeq, a predicted model, not a curated record